Messenger RNA from Gossypium raimondii (Peruvian cotton), 654 nucleotides. RefSeq lists its product as uncharacterized. NCBI's taxonomy places the organism in Eukaryota, Viridiplantae, Streptophyta, Magnoliopsida, Malvales, Malvaceae. The record is from RefSeq and is a predicted model, not a curated record. Bases 132 to 494 code for a protein of 120 amino acids. The transcript has a single exon.
UCCCAACUUACUCAACACCUUCCUUUUCCUUAACUCAUUACAUUAUAUAUCUAAAACUCUGUCUUAUCUUCUACCAACAUAUAUAUAUAUAGCUUCGCCACACACAUUAAACCUUAAACCCAAAGUUGUUAAUGGAUAAGUGGUAUUUGCUUAGCCGCCUAAGGAGGGCGGUGAACAAGGUAAAAGUGUUGCUGAAUUUCAAUAUGAAUCGAUGGCGUAUUGCUUCCAUGAUCGGUACUUCUCGGAGCAGCAAAAGGCUGAGCUUCACGGAUAGGCCAGGGUUGAGGGCGUGUGCGGAUGACAAUGAUUCCGAAGAUUCGGGGUAUUGUUGUAAUCGACUGGCUCGGACAACAAGUUAUCCAUCGGAGGAUGAUAUUGACAAGAGAGCUGAGAUGUUCAUUGCAAAUUUUCAUCGACAACUUCAGAUUGAAAGGCAGGUUUCAUUGGAGCUCAAAUACCUUCGUCUGAACAGCUUUGACAACAUUUCUCCCUGAUUAAUGUAUGCUUCUAUUCCCUCAUUAUUUCAUUUGUAUUUAUUUCGGAAAAAAACAAUAAAGGAUUGAACAUUGAAGCUUUUAUUGGCAAUUAAAUUCAGUGUGAAUAUUUUGUAAUGGAAACCCGCAAGUUUUAUCGGAGGUUGUCCAGUUUUGCAAA